AUUAUUAUUAUUAUUUUGUUAAAUGAGUUUCAUACACAUCAAGUACUAUUCUCAAUGCAUUUUAAUGUGUUACUCUCUUAAAUGAUUCUGGAAUAUUCUGAUUCUCUCAAACGCUGUGAACUUACAUAUUCAUUUAUAGUUUCUGAAAACUCUUUAACCCUUUCAGGCACUGAAUGUAUUUCAGGUAUUAGUUUAGUCAUUCGUUAAGCGAGUAACAAACCAGUAAACAGUGCACGGGUUUAGGGUCAUUUUGAGGUUUUCACCAGGGGUCCAGGUACAUAGAAAUGCACUUUUACAGUUCAAACCAACAACUUUGAUUUCUGUUAUGGGGAAAUGCCAUUAAGUAAUGUUAUAUAUUUAUAUUCUGAAGCAUGUUACUUUAAGAGGACAUUCAAAUAAAUAUUAAAUAUGUGUGUGUGUGUAUGUGUAUAUGUAUUUCAGAAGGACCGUCAUGUUCCUUCAAUCUAAAGAACAUUUAUGAAAUGAGAUGGAAAUAUUACUAAGUGCCUGAAAGGGUUAAAGCAGGUGUUUUCAAACUAGGGUCCACAACAAGGUGCACGAGUGUCCUGUGUGCGUCAUCAUGCCGGUCCAGUGCAGUAACUGCGUCCAGAGACGUGCCGUACUCAAACGGCCCAAGACCGGACACUCUCUCUGUAAGGACUGCUUCUUCUGGGCGUUCGAGGAGGAGAUCCAUCAAACCAUCUUAUCUGCCGGACUCUUUAACCGUGGAGAGACCGUGGCCAUCGGUGCCUCGGGCGGGAAGGACUCUACUGUCCUGGCUCAUGUGAUGAAGGUCCUGAACGAGCGCUACGAUUACGGCCUGAAUCUUCUGCUGCUGUCGGUGGAUGAGGGCAUCACGGGUUACAGAGAUGAUUCGCUGGAGACGGUGAAGAGGAACCAGCAGCAGUAUGAGCUGCCGCUGAAGAUCGUGUCUUAUGAAGAGCUGUACGGCUGGACCAUGGACGCCAUCGUGAAGCAGGUGGGCCUGAAGAAUAACUGCACUUUCUGCGGUGUGUUUCGCAGGCAGGCGCUGGACCGAGGAGCCAUGAUGCUGAAAGUGGACAAGAUCUGCACAGGUCACAAUGCAGACGACGUGGCAGAGACGGUGCUGAUGAAUGUCCUGCGUGGAGACAUCGCUCGUCUCCGCCGCUGCACCUCCAUCAGCACGGCCAGCGACGGAGAGGGUGCCAUCCCACGCUGCAAGCCCCUCAAAUACGCCUACGAGAAAGAGAUCGUCCUCUACGCCUAUUUCAAGAAGCUGGAUUACUUCUCCACAGAGUGCAUCUACUCGCCCAACGCCUACCGGGGACACGCUCGCGCCUUCCUCAAAGACCUGGAGUCCAUCCGGCCCAGCUCCAUCAUAGACGUCAUCCACUCCGGCGAGACGCUCUCCGUGAAGGAAGGGGUGAAGAUGCCGGUGCAGGGAAUGUGCUCGCGCUGCGGCUACAUCUCCAGUCAGGCCCUGUGUAAGUCCUGUGUUCUGCUGGAGGGCCUGAAUCGAGGUUUACCCAAACUGGGCAUCGGGAAACAUCACCGACUGCACGGCAAAAUUCUGGCUCAGGAGCCUUUGACCGAACAAGAGGAGAAGAAACUGAAGGCAGUGGACUUCUGACACAAAAUCAGGACUUGAUUUUAAAAACUUGACGCUUGAGUUACGUGUCAUCUGUGUUUUUAAGACACUCUGAAAUGAAUGUUCAUAAUGAGAGAUGAUUUUGGAAGUCUCCAGCAACUUUUUAUUAUUUAA
Messenger RNA from Carassius auratus (goldfish), 1744 nucleotides. RefSeq names its product cytoplasmic tRNA 2-thiolation protein 1. Bases 581 to 1612 code for a protein of 343 amino acids. The transcript is spliced from 3 exons. Gene Ontology annotation, biological process: tRNA wobble position uridine thiolation. Lineage: Eukaryota; Metazoa; Chordata; Actinopteri; Cypriniformes; Cyprinidae. Gene Ontology annotation, cellular component: cytosolic tRNA wobble base thiouridylase complex; mitochondrion. Gene Ontology annotation, molecular function: tRNA binding. The record is from RefSeq and is a predicted model, not a curated record.